AUACAAAAUAAAAAAAAAAAAUUACAAAAUUACAAAAUGGAUAAAAAAGUUAGAGUUCAUAAGCUUAGACCAUAAAACGAAAGUUAACUUACAACUGAUUUGUAAAAACUUUAAGACGAACUUUCUUAAUUAAGAGUUGCAAAAAUUGCUGGUGGUACAGCAAACAAAUUAGGAAAAAUUAAAUUAGUAAGAAAAUCAAUUGCUAAAUAUUUGACUGUCAUUAAUGAAAAAAGAAGAAGUGCAGUCAAAAGUGAAUUCAAAGGAAAAUCUUUAAAGCCAUUAGAUAUUAGAAUUAAAAAAACAAGAGCAAUUAGAAGAAAACUCACAAAAAAAUAAAGAAGUGCAGUUCUUUAAAGAAUUUAAAAAGUAAGAGAUAACUUUGGUCUUAGAAAAUAUGCUUUAAGAGCUUGAUUUUAAAAUUUUUUUGUUAAAUUUAAUAUUUUACAAAUAUUUGUAAUAUAUAUUAUUAGUAAAAAAAAUUAUUUAAAUUUAUUAAGUAAAAAAAAUUUUUUUUUACAUAU
This is a messenger RNA of Ichthyophthirius multifiliis, 521 nucleotides long. RefSeq lists its product as hypothetical. Gene Ontology annotation, cellular component: ribosome; cytosolic large ribosomal subunit. Gene Ontology annotation, molecular function: structural constituent of ribosome; mRNA binding. The transcript is spliced from 2 exons. The record is from RefSeq and is a predicted model, not a curated record. Gene Ontology annotation, biological process: translation; maturation of LSU-rRNA from tricistronic rRNA transcript (SSU-rRNA, 5.8S rRNA, LSU-rRNA). NCBI's taxonomy places the organism in Eukaryota, Ciliophora, Oligohymenophorea, Hymenostomatida.